This is a messenger RNA of Budorcas taxicolor (takin), 1194 nucleotides long. It is a transcript of the gene CD84, whose product is annotated as CD84 molecule. Bases 1 to 1194 code for a protein of 397 amino acids. The transcript is spliced from 9 exons. Gene Ontology annotation, cellular component: external side of plasma membrane. Gene Ontology annotation, biological process: T cell activation; negative regulation of interleukin-6 production; positive regulation of monocyte chemotactic protein-1 production. NCBI's taxonomy places the organism in Eukaryota, Metazoa, Chordata, Mammalia, Artiodactyla, Bovidae. The record is from RefSeq and is a predicted model, not a curated record.
AUGCCAUGCUGUGUGCAGAAGUUUAUAGUGAAAAAGAUGGCUCAUCACCACCUAUGGAUCUUGCUCUUUUGCCUACAAACCUGUCUGGAAGCAGCUGGAAGCGACACAGACAUCUUCAUAGUGAAUGGGAUUCUGGGGGAGUCAGCUACUUUUCCCUUAAAUAUCCAACCAUCACAGAAAGUUACCUUCAUUUCUUGGCAUUCCAAAACAUCUGUUGCUUUUGUAACACCAGGAAACUUCGGAGAAGAACCCAAAGUUACCAUAACCCACCAAAAUUACCAUGAACGAAUAAAUGUCUCAGGUCAGAACUAUAACCUGGAGCUCAGAAAUCUGAAGAUUGAAGACUCAGGGAUCUACAAAGCUGAUAUAAAUGUAGAGACCUCUAAAACGACCACCACCAGGUCCUACAACCUUCAAGUUUAUCGUCGUCUUGGGAAGCCAAAAAUUACUCAGAGUUUCGUGACAUCUGUGAACAGCACCUGUAAUGUCACACUGAUGUGCUCUGUGGAUAAAGAAGAAAAGAAUGUGACAUACAGUUGGAGUCCACGAGGGGAAGAGGGCAAUGUCCUUCAAAUCUUCCAGAUCCCUGACAACGAAGAGGAGACUUACACGUGUACAGCAUGGAAUCCUGUCAGCAACAAUUCUGACUCCAUCUCUGCCCAGCAGCUCUGUACAGACAUCACAAUGAGCCCCCAUAUUCACCGCACUGGACUGAUGAGUGGGCUGGCUGUGCUUUCUCUGCUUAUAAUCAUUCUACUUUCAGUGGUUUUGUUCCUUUUGUGCAAGAAAGAAGGUAGGAUUUUCUCACGAGUGCUCCAUCUUACCAUCUCCCAGAAAGACGGCCCCGAUUACUGUAUUCUGAAUGGUCUUCCAAACAUGUUUCUGGGAUCAGCAGGAUGCCAUGGGUCCAGAACUUGGGUCCAAGUUUACGUGAGUUCCUUCUUGAACAACUUCAGUAAGAACCCUGAUGCUUCCUCAAAGAAAACAAUAUACACAUACAUCACAGUUUCAAGAAAAACCCAGGCAGCAGAGUCCAGGAUCUAUGAUGAGAUCCCCCAGUCCAAGGUGCUCCCCACCAAGGAGGAGCCAGUGAACACAAUUUACUCCAUGAUGCAGUACUCUGAUAAGAUGGAGAAAACCAGCACUCAGAACAGCAAACCACUUGGGACUUCAUGCUAUGAAAUUGUGAUCUAG